CGCCCAUGACAACAUAUGAGAAGGUCCAGACAUUUGACAAAGUUUAGUGACAAAAACUCAUGAAUCAUACGCUAUGUGAGAACACAUUUAUAGGCAGAGCAUAGGCGCGCUCUAAACUUCGCUCAUCCACACUCACUUGAAGUACCGCGCAGCAGAGCAGCAGGGAAGUGCUGUGGUCUCUCGAUCUUUUGGGAAAAUAAAAGAUGGUAUCAGCUCUAACUCGUCUGCUGCUCAUCACCUGCGUGAUUCUACCUUUCAAUGGAGCAGAGAAAUUGAGAAAGGCACUUGACAGGAAGGAUGUUGAAUACGAAAAGUGUACUGGAAACGAUGCAGACAAACCAAACUGCACCAGAAUCGCUGCUGAAUCCGAUUCAAGAACCUCUUAUUUGAACAACAUGUACAACAGCUGCCCCCAGGGUCCGGCUGGCACCCCUGGCAGGGAGGGUAACCCUGGCACCAAUGGCAUCCCUGGGACCCCUGGCAUCCCGGGGCGCGAUGGCAUCAAGGGGGAGAAAGGAGAGUGUGUGAGUGAGGUGUUUGAGGAGCCCUGGAAACCCAACUACAAGCAGUGUGCCUGGAACUCACUCAACUAUGGGAUCGACUUGGGCAAGAUAGCUGACUGUACAUUCACCAAGCUGCGUUCAGACAGUGCUCUGCGUGUGCUCUUCAGCGGCUCCCUGAGGCUGAAGUGUAAGACAGCCUGCUGCCAGCGUUGGUACUUCACCUUCAACGGAGCUGAGUGUACAGGACCUCUGCCCAUUGAGUUCAUCAUCUACCUCGACCAAGGCAGCCCUGAGCUCAACUCUACCAUCAACAUACACAGAACCUCAUCAGUUGAAGGGUUGUGUGAGGGGAUCCGGGCAGGCCUGGUGGACGUGGCUAUCUGGGUGGGGACCUGUGCUGACUACCCCAGAGGAGACGCAUCUACAGGGUGGAACUCUGUAUCCAGGGUCUUCAUAGAGGAGCUGCCCAAAUGAGGACAUCUUUAUUAAGUGAUGGGACCAGGUCCCAUAGAGAAAGAACCCCUAACAAUCCUUCUGAAGCCUUUGACUACAUAUCAGUUUAGUUUCUGGAUGGGUUCCUAGUCUUUGACAAUGUCCUCUGGCCAAUCAGACAACUUCAGUUGUGGCUAAAUCCUACUACAAUAUCACUGAUGUUCACUUGAAUGUUUUGUACUACAGCACCUGGGUAGGGUCUAGUUUAUUGGCCACCUGAAAUUAGAUGUAUUCCUCAUUAGUCCCAUUCCUGUUUAAUAAGGCAAGAUUUUGAAUUACUGUCAAUUAAGUCAUAUAUUAUAUGAAUCAUGCAUUGUGUUACUCAUUACACUAUAACAUGUUUUCCUAUCGGAUAUAUGUUUUUUGAAAAUUGGUGAAUUCAUAAAGAAAUGCAUGGGUAGAUAUAUUUUUCAAGUGACAAGUUAACACGACACAGCUUUAAAAUUUUAUCUGAAGCAAAAAAAGCUAACAAAUGUUUUCCUAUCAGAGAAGAACAUCAUUUGAACAUUGGUUUAUGCAUUACCAGGUAAAUGAAUAAAGAAAUGCAGGUGUUAAUCUCUUUUUCCAAGUGAAAAGUGAACACAGGACAGCUGUUAAAUGUAAUCUGAAGCUACAAAAAGCUAACAAAUGUUUUACUAUCAGAGAAGUUUUGUUGAACAUUGGUUUAUGCAUGACCAGGUGAAUUCAUUAAAAAAUGAAUGUGUUCAUAUCGUUUUGAAAUGACAAGUGAACACAGCAAAAUGUAAAAUGAUCUGAAAUGAAAAAGCAACAUAAAGCAUUAAACUUUAGUAGAACAUUUUAUCUGAAAAUGAACUAAUGCCAAUUCAACACUGAUAUUUCAGAUUAAGACUUCUGAAAUUAACAUUAUUUCAAAACGGUGCAA
Molecule: messenger RNA, 1878 nt
Organism: Oncorhynchus mykiss (rainbow trout)
Lineage: Eukaryota; Metazoa; Chordata; Actinopteri; Salmoniformes; Salmonidae
Source: RefSeq, a predicted model, not a curated record